AUGCCUACUGGUUCUUCUUCUUCUACAAUGGAUGCAGUUGCAGCUGCCGAGAAGAUGAGCAGGGCUGGAGGGAAAAAGCAGCAGCGGGAGUCUGGUUCUUCCUUUUGGGGUGCCAUGGCGUUGAAAAACAGAAGCCAGCCCAAAGGAGGGGACGCAGUUGAGAGCAAGAACAGCAGCAGCAAGAGCAAGACAACCACGACGACGCCGAGGAGUAUCAGCAUUGGCAGGAGCAUUACCUGCGCAGGGUCAAUCUGCGGCACGAAGGAGAGCGCAGUGCUGAGCAGAGGAAGCCGCCGGGGCAGCGGCAGCGGCCCGGACCGCAACAACUCCAGCAGCCGGUCCCUCAAGGCUCCGGACAAUGACACCUUGGCGGCAUCCAGCGCGGUCGUGUCCGCGUCGUCGUCCUUCAACUCGGAGACCACGGUAGCGACGACGGCGACCACCGUCAGCUCCUCCUCUUCCUCCUCGUCGCCGCUCUCGUCCAUCGGGGCCGGCUCCAGGUCCUUCAGGAAGCUCGCUGGCUGCUACUACGAGUGCCACUCUGUGGUCGACCCCGGGGCAAGCCACGUCGGCGACGCCGCAAUGGCCAUGCUCCCCUGCGCCGACUGCGACGAGUUCUUCGUCAAAGCUGAGUCCCUCGAGCUCCAUAGAUCAACCCGUCAUGCAGUUUCGGAGCUGGCCGCCGACGACACAAGCAGGAACGUGGUGGAGAUCAUCUUCCAGUCGAGCUGGUUCGUCAGGAAGCCGCGCGCGACGCCGCUUUGCCGGAUCCAGAGGAUACUCAAGGUGCAAAACUCCGGCAAGACCGUGGAGAGGUUCGAGCAGUACAGGGAGCGCGUCAAGGCGAGUGCGGCGGCGAGCAGCGCCGACGUGCUGGCCAGGAGCAGCUACCCGAGGUGCGCCGCCGACGGCAACGAGCUCCUCCGGUUCUACUGCACCACCUUCAACGGAUGCUCCCUCGGCCUCGCCGGAUCCACAGUCCUCUGCCGGUCGCCGUCGCAGUGCAAGCUGUGCAGCACAAUCAGAGACGGGUUCAGGGUCGAUGGCGAUGGGAAGAUUGCGACGAUGGCGACAAGCGGGCGGGCACAUGACACAGCUCGGGUGUCUCUGUUGGACGGUGGCGGCGCUGAGAAGUGGGCGAUGCUGGUGUGCAGGGUGGUGGCAGGGAGGGUGAAGAAGGUCGUCAGUGGCAGUAAUUCAUCAGAUGAGUUUGGCUGUGAUAGUGUCAGUUCCAGCUCAGAUUUGGAUGAAAUGUUUGUGUUCAAUUCCCGGGCAAUACUGCCUUGCUUUGUAGUGAUCUAUACAGUGGCUACUGAAUCAUAA
Messenger RNA from Lolium rigidum, 1323 nucleotides. RefSeq lists its product as uncharacterized. Lineage: Eukaryota; Viridiplantae; Streptophyta; Magnoliopsida; Poales; Poaceae. The transcript has 3 exons. The record is from RefSeq and is a predicted model, not a curated record. Bases 1 to 1323 code for a protein of 440 amino acids.